CGACAUUUUUACGCGCCGGAUGUAUUGCUCCCCAGCCGCAAAUGCUGAUGUGUUACAAGGAAAUUACAGCGCAUGUAAACUUUUGAAUUUGUUUGUUUUUUUCGGGGUUAAAACUAACAUCCCCGAGAGGCUCUGGCCGGGCGGAGGUCGAUGUCAAAGAGGACUGAGUGCGCUCCGGGGAAGCGAACAGCAGCGGCCGGUCGGAGAGCGAAUGGCGCCCAAAGGUAAAGUCGGCACGAAAGGCAAGAAGCAGAUCUACGAGGAGAACGAGGCGACUCUCAAGUUCUACACAAGAGUCAUUCUCGGAGCAAAUGCAAUAUAUGCUGCCAUAAACCUUUUGGUUUUCUACAGUUCGUCCUCAUUUUGGACAUGGUUUCUACUCAUGUUCGCACUGGCAGUGUAUGCUGGGAGCUACCGCUCCAUGUCUGCCAUGGCCAAGCCAGUGUUUGCUGAGGAUGGGAGUCUCCUGGAUGGAGGAAUAGACUUGAACAUGGAGCAGGGCAUGGCAGAGCACCUGAAGGAUGUCAUCCUGCUCACAGCCAUAGUACAAGUGCUCAGCACUAUCUCUGCUUACUUCUGGUAUCUUUGGCUGCUGGCCCCUGCCCGUGCCCUGCACCUGCUGUGGGUAAACUUUCUGGGCCCCUGGUUUUCCGCUGAAAGCCCCUCAGCACCAGAGGAAGUGAACGAGAAGAAGCAGCGGAGACAAGAGCGCAGACAGAUGAAGCGAUUCUGAUCAGACGGAGCAGUAUUUUUAUACACAGAAUCUAAUAUACAGACAGCCAGGAAACCCAUAAGUUAUUCAGGAAGAAAUUUUGAUAUGUAAGUCAAAAUAAGUCCAAAUCAGAUCAUGUGGUAUGACUUGUUUGUUUUCUUUCUGCUAUAAUCCAAUUCUCCCCCUAAAUCAUUAAAUUAAAUCUGACCUGUUUAGUUAA
Myripristis murdjan (pinecone soldierfish) is the source of this 932-nucleotide messenger RNA. It is a transcript of the gene tmem208, whose product is annotated as transmembrane protein 208. Gene Ontology annotation, cellular component: intracellular membrane-bounded organelle. The coding region runs from base 20 to 733 and encodes 237 amino acids. The record is from RefSeq and is a predicted model, not a curated record. Gene Ontology annotation, biological process: vacuolar protein processing. The transcript has 6 exons. NCBI's taxonomy places the organism in Eukaryota, Metazoa, Chordata, Actinopteri, Holocentriformes, Holocentridae.